AUGGGUUUCCUGGACAGGCUUCGAGGAAGGAACCAGGAGGAGGCGGAUCAUGUUUCCAGCUUGGACGCUGCUACCGCUGCAGCAGGGAGCGACCCGAGCCUCUUCAAUGUCGAAGCGUCGAGCAACACACUCCCCUCCUCGUCUGCCGGGAGUAACGCAUUCGAUAUCCAGGCACAGGACACCAGCCGCUUGUACAACCCUUACGAAGGUCUCGCGGCGGUGAGCCGUCGCGAGGGCGUCCCUCAAUUCCGACUCCCCCAGCAGCCCGAGUUCCUCUUCAUCGAGGAUGCCACCCGCCUGCGCCUGAACCAGCUGCUGAACACCUCGGGGAAGCUCGGGCGUGCAAACGGUAACUCGCUGGGGGCUCUUGGACUGAUGUUUGCGGCGACAGAAUCCUUUGGAAACUACAUGUCGGAUGGCGUCGUGCCGUCCGAGGUGGUGACUCUGGCUGCGGGAGCAUCGGCGGGGGCUCUGUACCGCUCGGUCAGGGGACCCCGCCAGGCAGGCGCCGCGGCGGCUGUGGGAGCGCUGGGCGCGGGCGCCUUGAUCCUGGCGCGCAAGACCAUCAGCCGUGGCCUGUGA
Messenger RNA from Auxenochlorella protothecoides, 582 nucleotides. RefSeq names its product Mitochondrial import inner membrane translocase subunit tim23. Gene Ontology annotation, biological process: protein import into mitochondrial matrix. Gene Ontology annotation, cellular component: TIM23 mitochondrial import inner membrane translocase complex; mitochondrial inner membrane. The record is from RefSeq and is a predicted model, not a curated record. Lineage: Eukaryota; Viridiplantae; Chlorophyta; Trebouxiophyceae; Chlorellales; Chlorellaceae. Gene Ontology annotation, molecular function: transmembrane protein transporter activity. Bases 1 to 582 code for a protein of 193 amino acids. The transcript is spliced from 4 exons.